Octodon degus (degu) is the source of this 1583-nucleotide messenger RNA. Its product is annotated as glycine N-acyltransferase-like protein Keg1. Gene Ontology annotation, cellular component: mitochondrion. Lineage: Eukaryota; Metazoa; Chordata; Mammalia; Rodentia; Octodontidae. The record is from RefSeq and is a predicted model, not a curated record. Gene Ontology annotation, molecular function: glycine N-acyltransferase activity. The coding region runs from base 98 to 985 and encodes 295 amino acids. The transcript is spliced from 6 exons.
CUGGAAAUUCCCCACUUGCCACUUAAUCCUGAAAGCUCUCUCUGGCCACAGCUUUUCCAAGAAACACACAUCUCACAAGACUGAGGCACUUGCCAAGAUGUUCCACUUGCAAGGUUCACAGAAGCUGCAGAUGCUGGAGAAAUCUUUGAGGAUGGCCCUCCCUGAGUCCUUAAAGGUUUAUGGGACCGUCUUCCACAUGAACCAGGGAAACCCGUUCAAGCUGAAGGCCCUGGUGGACGCAUGGCCUGACUAUAACACUGUGGUGGUCCGUCCUCAGGAGCAGGAAAUGACCGAUGACCUCGAUCACUACACCAACACUUACUUAAUCUACUCCAAGGAUCCAAAGCAAAGCCAGGAGCUCCUUGGCUCCCCUGAAGUCAUCAACUGGAAGCAGCAUUUGCAGAUUCAAAGUUCCCAGUCCAGCCUGAAUACUGUGAUACAAAAUCUUGUAGCCAUCAACUCAAGCAAGGUCAAGCACACGCAGUGCAACCUCUUCAUGAUACUUGACACAGCAAAGAAACUGCUCCCUUCUCUGGUGGAUGAAAAGAACUUAGCACAAAAGGGAGACAAACCCACAUCCCUUGACCAAGAGAUGUUUAAAUAUUCAACGCUGGAUGUUAUCCAUGCUGCUUUGGUGAACCGUUGGUGGUAUUUCGGUGGCAACGAAAGAAGCCGGAGAUUCAUUGAGCGUUGUAUCCGGAUCUUCCCCAGUUUCUGUCUGCUGGGGCCUGAGGGGACCCCUGUGUCCUGGUCUCUGAUGGACCACACUGGAGAGCUGCGAAUGGGAGCCACUGUGCCUGAGUACCGGGGACAGAGCCUCAUUUACCAUAUUGGCACUUACCAGGUCCAGACUCUGGCAAAACUUGGCUUCCCUCUCUAUGCCCACACUGCUAGAGACAACCACCUUAUUCAAGGAGUGGUUGCCCAGAUGCACCAUGUGCCCAUGCCCUGUGACUGGAACCAGUGGAACUGUGUGCCUGUGUGAAGCUGGCGGGAACAUGAGCACAGAGGAGGGGGUGGAGCAGGGGGCUGGAGGAAGGGGUGUGGAAAUGCAGAGCACAAAUACAUCAUAAGGGAGCAGACAGGGGGGCUCUGGGAUGGAGAAAUGUGUGCUGACAUCACAGUCCUCCAAUUGCUCAGCCUUCAUUCCGUGUGUGUGCAGGGAGCCAUGCGCUCCAUCUCCCAGGUAGGAGCAGCGUCUCACUCCAGACGUCCAAUGGGUGUUAACCUGCUGCCUGCUUUCCUAGCUCAUCCCGCUUGCCUAUUUGCUGGACAUGGGUUCCACGAUUCACCCCUCUGGCCUUCCAUGGCUGUUUUGUUGUUGAUGUUGGCUGGAAAGAGGCCUGUCUUCUCAAUAAGCUUACAAAAUCAUCCUGUCCUGGUUGCUUCCUAGACUUUGUAUAUUAACCAUGUGAAAUAUACUUCACACAUCUAUCCACAUAAAUAUGUGAUGUAAUUGUAGCAAUCAUGAAGAGACAACUCGUAAUAUUUUUUCCAAGAGCAUCAAUAUAUUUUCCAAUGAGUUACGUCUUGCUAGUAGUAGCCCAACAAAAAGAAUUCAGCACUGCUUCUUGAGGCUGUUA